ACUGUGCAAAUAGGUUGGCAAAUUCUCUAAUACUGCUGGGGGAUAUUGAAGCCAAUGACGUGGGCUACUCACUGGGUAAAUCAAUUAGAGAAGUACGGACUUAUGUGCCUUACAUAACAGAAGCUCAAAUAAGUGCAACAAGAGAGCUGAUCAACAUGGGUGCGAGGCAUAUAAUAAUUCCUGGAAAUGCUCUAAUUGGUUGCUUUCCAUAUAUCUUAACUGCACUGCGUAGCAAUUAUCCCGACGCUUACGAUAAUAUGGGUUGUAUUAAAAGCGUAAAUGAUCUAAUCGCAUAUAAAAACGACAAUCUCCAAGCAGCUAUGAGAAAUCUGAGCAGAGAGUUCCCAGACGUUAGCAUAAUGUAUGGCCCGAUGGACGAAGGGAUGCGGCAAGUUAUUACCGAGACAUUAGCAGGCCA
This is a messenger RNA of Striga hermonthica, 418 nucleotides long. NCBI's taxonomy places the organism in Eukaryota, Viridiplantae, Streptophyta, Magnoliopsida, Lamiales, Orobanchaceae. The record is from the annotation of a GenBank genome assembly.